UCCUGUGAGAAACAGCCAAUUUCUUCCUAUCUGAAUCCAUACUUUCUGCUUUUCGUCCUUGGUCAAACCCUACAUGGAGUCGGAUCAACACCUCUAUUUUCUAUUGGAACCACAUAUAUAGAUGAAAAUGUUUCGCAGAAGGCCUCGCCUGUCUAUCUGGCUGUUCACGCUGUUCUAACUUCUUUUGGUCCUGUUAUUGGAGUAUUCGUCGGCGGAUCUCUGCUAAAUAUUUAUGAUGACUUUGAUAGAGUGGAUCACCCCCCAGUUGCUCGGAAUGAUCCAAGAUGGAUUGGUGCUUGGUGGAUAGGAUUUCUUCUAUCAUCUAUAUCCGCUCUUAUAAUCGCCUUCCCUAUCUUGGCCUUCGCUCGAGAAUUACCAGAGGCGAGACAUCACAGAGCUAAGGACGUCAAUCAAGUUCAUGCUGUAAACGCUGCUGACGUCAACGAAAAAGCUCCAAAAGAUGCGAAAAAACUGCCAGUAGUUGUGUUGAAAAUUUGUCGAAAUCCAACGUUCGUCGUGUGCAUUGUGAUUGGUAUUUUCGAAUCUAUCAUUAUCAAUGGAUUCGCAGCAUUUAUGCCAAAAAUUUUGGAAACAUUGCUUAGUACAACGCCGAUUUUUGCCUCAUAUUUGUCAUGUAAGUUCUUAUCCUUAAGUUUUCAAGAAAUGAAAAAAGUAGCUCUUCUCAAGUGGCAUAGUAAACGGGUAAAUAGAUGGAUGAGUGAAUGAGU
Strongylus vulgaris is the source of this 728-nucleotide messenger RNA. The record is from the annotation of a GenBank genome assembly. Lineage: Eukaryota; Metazoa; Nematoda; Chromadorea; Rhabditida; Strongylidae.